Messenger RNA from Frankliniella occidentalis (western flower thrips), 567 nucleotides. RefSeq lists its product as uncharacterized. The transcript has 2 exons. NCBI's taxonomy places the organism in Eukaryota, Metazoa, Arthropoda, Insecta, Thysanoptera, Thripidae. The record is from RefSeq and is a predicted model, not a curated record. The annotation marks the transcript as partial.
CUCGCCGUCGUCCACAGCUCGUGCUCGUGACGCAGCGGUGCGGACGAACAGCGUUGCGCGCGCACGCGGACUCUGCGGCGUUGCGAGGCGAUCGAGGCUGACAGCGCCCGGGACCAGACGGUGCGCGGGCUGAGGGCCGGCUGGCGCUGAGGCCAUGGCCCCAUGGCUCCAUGGCCCCCCCUGGACCACGGGCAUGGACCCCACGACGCCCACGCUCCCCCGGGGGUGCGUCGCGUCACGCUACUCGUCAGCCGCAACGGCUCCCUGCUCCUGGUGCCCGAGGACGGCCCUGACGGCGGCGGCGCCCUCUCCGGCCUCGGCGCGCUGCUCGUCGCCACCUUCGCCGGCGGGCUGGCACUCAACGUGCUGCUCGUGCUGGCGCUCGUGUCGAGCGAGCCGCGCACGCGCGCCCGGGCCGCGCAGGCCAUGCUCAUGCUCGCCAACGCCCUGGACUGCCUGCUCAACGCGCCCGCGGCUGCCGUCGUGGUCUCGUCCUGGGGGGCGCUGGUGGACCGCCAGCCCGGCGCGGCCAGGGCGCUCUGCAGGUUCACCGCCGUGGCGGGGCAG